AUGGGGGAAUGCCAAAAAAAUGAAGAGAAAGUAAGCAACGAAGCCAAGGAUGGAAAAAAGAAUGAAGUUAAAAAAAGAAAGAAAUUAGGAAAAGCAUCAAGAGCGAAAGAAAGAAUAAAAAAAAAGAAUGAAAGCGUAAAAAGGAGAGAAAAUGAAAAUGAGAAAAAUAAGAAAAAGAAGGAUGAAAAUAAUAAAAUGAACGGAAUGGGAAUGGGAAAAGAUAUAAAUGCGAAAUAUGAAUGGAAUGUUAGAAAUAAAUAUGAGAAAAUGUAA
This is a messenger RNA of Dentiscutata erythropus, 273 nucleotides long. The record is from the annotation of a GenBank genome assembly. NCBI's taxonomy places the organism in Eukaryota, Fungi, Glomeromycota, Glomeromycetes, Diversisporales, Gigasporaceae.